CCUCUGUUGUGAUUACAUUAAAUGUGAUUGGGUCAACCGGCCUCACGUGACUGUCCUCGACAGGAGUUUCUACGACAGCUGAGUAGCAGCUAAAUGCGUUUUUUCACCUGUAACGUUGUCGUUUUUUAACUCCAGUCUGUCGAAGUUACGGAAGAUGGGAGACAAGAAGAGCCCCACAAGGCCAAAGCGGCAACCUAAGCCGUCCGCAGACGAUGGUUACUGGGACUGUAGCGUCUGCACGUUCAAGAACACCGCUGAGGCGUUCAAGUGCAUGAUUUGUGAUGUGCGGAAGGGGACGUCAACUCGAAAACCACGGCCUGUUUCUCAGCUGGUUGCACAGCAAGCAAAUCAGCAGUUUGCACCACCCACACUCCCCAAAAAGGAGAAAAAGGAGAAAUCAGAGAAAGACAAGAGUGAUAAAGACUCAACACUGAAAAAGAAAAGCAAUAAAAAAAUUAGGCCCCGGUUAAAAAACAUCGACAGGAGCAGCGCCCAGCAUCUAGAAGUCACAGUUGGAGACUUGACUGUAAUAAUCACAGACUUUAAGGAGAAAGCCAAACCCACAUCCACUUCAACUGGUGCUGCCUCAGCAGAUCAACACAGUCAAAGUGGCUCAAGCUCUGAUAACACUGAACGAGGGGUGUCCCGAUGCUCUUCGCCUCACACGGAAGGCUCGCCGGUUAACGGAGAGACUCACUAACCUUCACACUCCACGUCAGCGCAACCCAUUCUUCUGCACACUCAACAGCCUCGAGCAGAGAUUAAAAUUCAACAUGCACGUUUUUUUUUAAAUACUUUAAAUGCAAAUAUGAUAGUAUUCACUUCUGAGCCUGUAUUUUUCACUGCCAUCUCAUGAUGAUAAAGAAUUCAGAAGGUGGGACGUGUGAUGUAUGCUCAACUCAAAGAAUGGUUGCAGCAAGAUCUAUAAUGAUGAACUGAAAAAAGGAACGGUAGCAUUAAGUCCUGGAUGUCAUUGGAACUGUGCCACGUGUUGUGGUUACUCAAGUUUCAGCAUCACACUGAGAUGGUUGUUGAUGCACAGAAUGAAUGAUACUUUAUGAAAGAAAUAUAAAAAGUCAUCUCAGAUGUGUAGUUUAUUUUUGAAUUUUGUUAUCGUAAUUUGCACUUAAUGGCAUCCUAUGUUCAUGAUAACAUUUUUUAGCAUUAAUUCCUCUUUGCAGUUUUCAGUUACUCAUAACACUGUUGGUUCUAGUCUCCAGUGUAUGCUAUUGGAUGCAAUACUUUUUUUACUGUCUAACAUUUGAGUACAAAUAUUGAAUAAUUAUACUAAGUAUGCUUCUCAUUCACUUGGUAGUAAGCAUGAUGUAAUCUAUAGAAUGGUUUAUAUUGUAAAAUAAUAUUAAAUAAAAUAAGUUCUAGAUA
Eleginops maclovinus (Patagonian blennie) is the source of this 1383-nucleotide messenger RNA. RefSeq names its product YY1-associated factor 2-like. Gene Ontology annotation, biological process: positive regulation of DNA-templated transcription. The record is from RefSeq and is a predicted model, not a curated record. Gene Ontology annotation, molecular function: transcription coregulator activity; DNA binding. The transcript is spliced from 4 exons. Bases 155 to 700 code for a protein of 181 amino acids. Gene Ontology annotation, cellular component: nucleus. NCBI's taxonomy places the organism in Eukaryota, Metazoa, Chordata, Actinopteri, Perciformes, Eleginopidae.